Molecule: messenger RNA, 1128 nt
Organism: Neltuma alba
Lineage: Eukaryota; Viridiplantae; Streptophyta; Magnoliopsida; Fabales; Fabaceae
Exons: 3
Coding region: 1-1128 (375 amino acids)
Source: RefSeq, a predicted model, not a curated record
AUGGCUUUGCUCUCCAAAAACAAGCUCGCGCUCAUCGACGGCUCCCUCACUCCACCGAAAUCUGACGAUGCUCUGUUUCACGCCUGGGACCGUUGCAACAACCUCGAGGACAUCUACAGUUUACGGCAAGGCAGUCUUAGUGUCAGCGAGUAUUACACCCGUCUGAAGAUCCUGUGGGAUGAAUUGGACAAUAUUCGCCCCCUAAAACCCUGUUCCUGCACUUCCGCCGAUACUGCGCUUCAUCACCGUGAACAAGAUCGCAUAAUCAGAUUUUUGAAAGGCCUCAAUGAUUCUUAUGGCUCUAUCAAAUCUCAAAUCAUGUUGAUUGACCCUCUACCAUCGAUUAAUCGGGUCUUCUCCCUUGUGAUUCAACAAGAACGGGAACUCACUACUCCUCUCGAUUCGAAGAUUCUAAUUACCAAAGGACCACCUCUGUCUUCUCGUCCUGCUCCGGUUGGCCCCAAACCCACAGCAUCUGUCACCAAACAGUGCAGCUAUUGCGGUCGACCUCGUCACACUGAAGCCAUAUGCUACCGGAAACAUGGUUUCCCUCCUGGCUUCAAAUUUCGUUCCCCUGCCACGGUAAACAGUAUCACUACUCAAGACUCUGGUAAUGUUCAAGAAACUCAUACUGCUGCUUCUCUUCCUGUUUCUUCCUCUUCCACGGCUUCCAUUUUACCUCAUCUCACCUCUGAACAAUACCAACGUCUCCUCACUCUCCUCACACCUCAACAACCUUCGGCCUCUGUCAACCAUUUCACCGCUUCCGCCAAGUCACCUAAAGGUAUACUCAAUUCUUCUUUGCAUUCCGUUCCCUGGAUCAUCGAUUCAGGUGCCACUGACCAUGUCUGUAGCAAUCUUGAUCUUUUUUCUUCAUAUCAUUCCAUUUCCCCCGUCUCUGUUAGUUUACCUACAGGGACCCAAGCCGUUUCCACCAUAUCUGGCACGGUUGUCAUAUCCUCUUCCCUUGUUCUCACCAAUGUUGAAAUAGGCAGAGACCCUGUUUACAUAGAAUGCCCAAGUAUUGUAGAGGUCACUGAAGAGACAAGGGUAGAUCAACAUGCUAGUGAUAAGGAAUCAGCUUUCCAGCUAGCCAGUCUUCGCUUGACUUUAUCAAUCACAUCCUGA